AGCCAACAUAGAACACACUAUUUCAUGAAGAAAAUUUUUAUUUCGUGUCUGUCAGGUAUUUAACAUCUCUUUAUAUUUGAGAUUUCUUAGAUUCUGACAGUUUUAAAUCAUGUUUAUGUAGGAGCGGCAUGUAUUUCAGUUUCACGCAUACUUUAUAAUUGCAGCUGACGUCAAAGCUGACGAAUUGCAGGAGCAUUUAAGUUUUUUGCUUUACGCUGUAGUCCUUGACACGUUUUGCAGUAGGUCUCGGACAGCCGAUUUAAUGGACUAGAUUAUUGAUAUUUUUGUCUACGUAUUUCUAUUCGAAGUCCUAUCACGAUGAUCAUCAAGGAGUUCCGAGUGACGCUGCCACUGACGGUGGAGGAGUACCAGGUGGGGCAGCUGUUCUCCGUGGCGGAGGCCAGCAAGAACGAGACGGGCGGGGGCGACGGCAUAGAGGUGCUGAAGAACGAGCCGUUCACGGACUACCCCCUGCUGGGCGGGGAGUACAACCGCGGGCAGUACACGCACAAGAUAUACCACCUCACCAACAAGGUGCCCUCCUUCAUCAGAAUACUGGCGCCCAAGGGCUCCCUGGAGAUCCACGAGGAGGCGUGGAACGCGUACCCCUACUGCAAGACGGUGAUCAGCAACCCCAUGUACAUGGGCGACAAGUUCGCGAUCGUGAUCGAGACGAUGCACGUGGCGGACCGCGGGGACUCGGACAACGUCCACAGGCUCCCGCCGGAGAAGCUGAAGAUGCGGCAGGUGGUCCCCAUCGACAUCGCCAACGACUACGUGUCGCGGGCGGACUACAAGCCCGACGAGGACCCCAAGAAGUUCCACAGCGAGAAGACGGGGCGGGGCCCCCUCGAGGGCAACUGGAAGGAGUCGGUGGAGCCGGUGAUGACGUGCUACAAGCUGGUCACGGUCGAGUUCAAGUGGUUCAUGCUGCAGAACCGCGUCGAGAGCUUCAUCCAGCAGACAGAGCAGCGGCUGUUCACCACGUUCCACCGGCAGGUGUUCUGCUGGAUCGACCGCUGGCACGGCUACACCAUGGAGGACAUCCGGGCCAUCGAGGAGAAGACCAAGCGGGAGCUGGAUGAGCAGCGCAAGAGGGGGGAGGUGCGGGGCAUGCGGGCCGAGACCGACUGAUCGCCCCCCGCCGCAAGCGUCUGUCACGUCCAUCGCGCCAAGCAUUCCUCUCUCUCUCUCUGCAGUGCAUGUCACACCAGUUCGUACCUUCCGUUCCUUCCUCGUUUCGUUUGCAACUUACUUUGUGAAUCAGUUUUAUCUUCACAUUUAUCGAAUGUAAAUAUGAAAAUUCCCACAAAAAAAUUAUUUUUGAAAGUUUAGAUAAAAAUAAAUUGGGUAAUAACUGCAGUAUUACUCCCAAGUAUAGUUAAAUAUUUUGUGUUCAAUUUCCUUAGCAUGCUUCAAGGUGUACCUCUCAUUCAGUUUUUACGAUUCCUAAUGUUGUUGAUAAUCUGUUGAAUAAAAUGUGUGUCCAUAAAACAUAAUUUGUGCAUAAAGUGGUGUAGAAGAGGUAAAUAUUUUAAUUGUAGGUAGAAAAAUAUAAUAAUUGUGAUAAAUUGUUUGGAAAUAUAAUUAAAGAUUUAAUUCAUAGUACAUAGUACCAUUACUCAAUAAAAUGAAAGUGCAAAAACCAAUAAUAUUAUAACAGAUAGCCUGCCAUUGACAUGUGAGUAAUUGUAGUCAGACACUGAGAUCUAGGCACGGCUAUUGUUACAGUUACGAUGUUCGCAAGUUGCUCCUCGGAUGUUGGUAGUCAUAAUUGUGGCUGUGAGUAACAUUGUCGCUAGUAACAUUUAUUUUGUUUGCUAAAAGCUUUCGUCAUUCAACUGACUCAAUUUUAGUCUUGUGCAAUUUUUGUGGCUCUGCGUAAUCUUAAUGAUAUUGGAUUAGAUGCGAGUUGGCUCUAGCAACUUUUUAUUUAAGUCUCGUGUGCUUUAAUGGAAAACCAUUAACAACUUAUUUGUCAUUUUUGUUAUUGCUUUCGUUCUAAUUCAGUAUGAAUAUAGCUUUGUUUGAGAUAUUUGUUUUCUUUCAAUAAAAAAAACAUAAUUGAUCAAAGGUUUACUACAAUAGUAAUCAAAAACGUUUGCAUUUACGUCAAUUGUAAUAUCUCCUCCCUCCUCCCUUAACUGAUUUUAUUUUGUACUAUUUGCAUAUAACUGAAUUUUUACAUGUCUAAUUAAGCUUUUUGAUAAGAGUUCCUACAUGUUUGUAAAAAAGCUAAAUCUGUUUUUUUUAUAUUUUAUUUUUAAGUGCUGUUUAGUUUUCUUGGUAAUGGUUUUGAUUAAGAUGUUAGCAAAUGUAUUUCAGCGACUUGUUGCGUCUAAUGUUAGUUUAACUGAUUAGAUAAUUUUUGAUAAGUUACCAGUUAUCUUGUAUUUUUUUUUUUUUUCUGGGGUUUCACUACGUACUGCUUGGAGAAGAUAGUAGCUUAAAUAAAGUGUGUGAUCAACAGAUUUUUUUUUCCAGUUAAAGUACGGUGCUUGGGAGGAUGCUAGAUCACAAAGUAUUCUUUAAAUUGGUUGCUAAUUGAAAAUGAUACCUAAUUAUACAGUUUGACAUUAUAUAUUAUCAGGUUCUGGGUUCCAAGAAAGUCAUCGUGCAUUAACAUGUUUCUCCACCAAUGUUGAAUGCCUGUUUUUCUAUUGGUUUUGGCCAACCUCUUGGCUGAAGUUAGACGGAGCAGUAUCGUUUAUCAUGGCGGUACGACUGAAUCGUAUUUGGAUGAGGUCAGUUUGCCUGAUAACCUGUUCUGCGGAGGAAUUUCUAAAGUAAACCGUUUUCUGUGUUAUGAUUAAUUUUUUUUGCUGUUUUUGCAUUGUAGCUUGUUUUGACAUUCGUGUUAAAGAAUUAUGAAAUGGUUUUAGAACAUUUUCAGAGAUAGAUCAUCAAUUGAUUAGCUCUCAUUUCUUAUUAUCGUUACAGUAUAUUUUUUUUUUUACACGUUAUUACCGUAUGUCAUUGGCCUACUAAGCAGUACUUGGAUUCAGUAAGUUUAUGCAGAUGUAGUCUCAGGUAUUUUUUAGAAGCAAUUUCAGUAUGUUCAGUGGAACGUAGUGUAAAUAGAAGGUACUGUAAGUAAGUUGUAAUUGUUGUAGUGAAGGGUUCUUGAAAGUGGUAUUUUUCCGAUCAUCCAACUGUGGGAGUCGAACGACGGUUGUAGGGCCAAGGUUUCCCAAACACUUGAGACAUCUGUAGCUACGUAGGAAACAGCCUUCUGUCGGGUAACCAGUGUCUAGGGAUGCCUCCCCAGUGUUGGUGCAGUUCUGCUCUACCUGGGGGCAGGCCCUCCACGAUGCUUGCAACACCUGCCCGCUGCCUGCCUCGCCGGACUGCCCAGCGGUGCUAGGAGCCGUGUUGAAGUGCUCGCGUUUGCCGUAAAGCGUUGCGGCAGGUUUUCAAGCAUUUGGCUUUCGUUCCUAUUGCGUUCCAGUGUUGAUGCAUUGAGUGGCUGACACUUAUGGGAGGUUGAUGGAUAGGAACAGACACAUCCCAUUUCAAAUUAAACUUUUUUUAGACCAUAAUAAUAAAAAAUUUUUAACGUUCUUACCAAAAAAAUGUGCCUUUGUAAUGGCAGACGGCAUACACUAGUAUGAUUAAUUCAAAAUAAUGAAUAUUGAUGUAUGUUACUGGUGAAUCUUUUUUAAAAAUUAAUUAAAUGGGUACUGUACCCAAGUGAUUUGCGGUCAAUGUCGGGUAUUAGUCGUCACAUUAACUGUGUUAUGCCUUAACGAAAAGAAACUUUUAACAAAAAACCAAUACAUUAAUUACAAUUUAAACUAUGGAAUCAGACAGCUUCUUUCUGGUCACCCCCCCCCCCCCCCCCCCCUCUUCAGCGGCCCCUUAAAAAAGCUCUUGAAUCAAUGCACAGUAGCUGUAGCAUCACAGUAUUGAUUUUCCACAGGCAGGACCUAAGAUGUAGCAAACGCCUUACUGUUAAUGUGGUCGCACAGGAAUUCAUGGAGUGGUGUUAAGUUGGACGACCUGGGAGCUAGGCAGUCGACGGCUGUUGCGUGUGUCGCGGUCUGCCUUCCUUUAAGACGUGAGGGACUGUUUGCUACAGAAGUGCCUCUGGCAACUGUUCUGAAACGGCACAAACAGCUACCGGUUAACAUUUGUGUGGGGAAAUGUUUGUUCUUUAGGGCAGUGGCUGUACGUAAGGACCGAGGUUAUUGCAUUUACACACCAAUAAAAUGUUUUAUUGCGAUUUUACAAAUGUUUCUCUAUGUGAGCAUUGAAAAAUUACAGAAGUGUUCUGCAUGUUGUUUGCAAUUUGUGAAAAGUAAGGAAAAUAUUAGUGAUUAACAUUUUUGCCUGACUAAUUGCACUGUGGUCUCUCGGUAGAAUUAAUUUUCUGUUUUUCUAUGCGUUGUAGGCUUGUUUUCGAAACAUCUCUUCAUAAAGAUCUGGAAUUAGCCGAAAACAAAAUAUCUAAAAUGGCGGGUGAAGUUGCGAAUUAAUUUGUAAAAGGCUUAUCAUUAGACAAAAUUUAUCAACAUAUCUCAUAACACUAGAAGAACUUGUUAUACUGUUCUGGAAAUAGGUAUCGUGUGUGUGUCUACACAUUUGCACUUUUUUUUAUUAUUGUGAUCCCGUAAAUUGGGCCUGAAUGGAAAGAGUGGUGUUAUAGAUCUCUGUAAUGAUAUUUCCUUUUCACUUGUGUACUUUCGUGUGCUUUGUGCACACUUGUGACCUUUUCACUUUUAUUUUUGUUCAAGGUAAAAAAAAUUUCUUUAAAUUUUUAAUUUUUUCUGUAGUAUGGAAAACCCCGCAACAGUUGUGCUAGAAAUGAACCAGUUAUUGUUAGGUAGGACGUGCUGAAAUUUUAGCUUAGCGUAUAAGAAGUUAGCAGCCAGGUCGGCUUGUAUCGAAUAAGCAAUGAAAGUGGAACAUUUAAGUAAAAUGGAUAUGGGGCUGAAAAACCUGUAAAUGUGAGGAGACUUAAAAAUUUAGUAGUUACAUCAGAUAUCAGAUAGGUCCUAAAUUAUUUAGCUUUCAUAAUUUCGUAUUUUUGUUCAUUAUUUUAAAUAAAUUUAUAAUAUACCUAUGUUAAUAGUUUAGAAAAAGGUUUAUAAAUUUGAAAAGUAUUUGUUCAAUAAUUUUGGAACUAAAAGGCCAAUUUUUAUGUGAACCUCAGCAUGAAUUGAGAGCAUGUACCGUAAUUGUGUGCUAUACUUUUUAAUAUUAAUUGUUAGUCUGUAUCCUUGACAUGUGUUACUUAAUUUUUUGUAUAUCAUUCACAAAUCAAUAGAAAAUUGGUUUUACUACAGUCCUACAAACCUGAGUUUUUCUGAGGUUUGAGAAAUCAAUUUUUAAAAUUUUUUAUUUAUGUAUAAUAUACCAAAAAUUAAGUAACACAUGUUAAAGGCUGCACACAAACGAUACUGUAUACAACACUUUACAUGCUCUUAUUUCAUGCAAGAGUUGACAUGAAGAUUGGCCUUUUUGUUUCUAAACACUAUUAAAUAUUUAUUCAAUUUAUAAAACACUAUUCAAACAAUAAUUAUGGUUUAAUUUUAAAUUUAUUUAAUACCUAUAAUGAGUAAAACAUGAAAUUAUGGUGGCCUCUUUUUCUUGAUUAGUAAUUUUAUUUUACAUGUGCUUAAAAGUUUGGGUAUCUUGACAUUGGAAGCAGAACUUUUUUAUACCCUUAAAUGUUUGGAAGAGAAGCCAGUGUAGGGUUAUUUUUUUUAGCAUUGGUUUAACAUUACUCUGUAAUUUAAUAUGCUUUUUUAAAAACAACUUUUACUCCCUUUAUUGAGGUAAACUGUGUAAAAAGCAGUGAUAAUUAAAUAAAAUUUGGUCAGAUGAUAGAAAAUUUUGAGUCUUUUACAGCUGUUGGUCUGUCAUUAAAACUUUGAUUUUAUAGCAUCAGUCUUGGAUUGUGCGCUAACGUCAUCUUGCCGGCAGCAGCAUGGCAGUUUGUGUGCUUGAGUGACGACUGAGAAAAAAAUUGUUGAAGUUAUGAAGUUGUAACAAAGUUUUAUGUAAAGCACAAUUUUUUAUGUAUGUAGAUUUUUAAAUAUUCUUCUUUGUAUGCAUACCGUAACUUCUGUAGAGAGAUUUCUGUGGCAUGUUUAUUUUGAAAUGGCCAGUGUUCAGGUAUUGGUAGCUCGAAAUUAUUUACAUUUGCAGGUCAAGUCUUUCUUUUCAUAAGAAAAUCAGUAUCAAAGAAUGAAAAUGUUGAAUUACAAAGGACAAUUCUUAUUUUUCAUAUUUUUUCAAACUCCAGUAAAAAGAUAUUUAGUAAACUUUGAUCUAUCAUGAGCCUUCUAAUAUUCCUUCAUUGUGCUGAUUUUAAUUUGUGUUGUUUAUCUUAAUGCAUAGUGUGGUGGCAAAAAUAGUUUACAAUUUUGAAUCUGCUUUUAUGCAGAUUGUUGUUUAGAGGAGGUUAUAAACUAAAUUUUUCAGGGUAGCUAGAUAGAAAAACAGGCGUUUCAUUGUAAAUAAUGCCCGGUUGCUCAUGAAGAUUUUGCAACUGGAGCAAUAAACCGCAAGAACCGGUUAUAAUUUCAUUAAAUGUAACAAUCUUUUCAAAAUACAAUUUUCUGCUUUAGGGACCAGAUGUCUCGAUAGCUGUCGACGUAUUUAGGCGCUGGCAAACGACUGACGCACAUUUGUCAGGCGACACGUAGUGGUCAUCCUGGAAACAUGUGACUGCUGAAGCCACACAGUUGAUUGGCACAGGCGCGCAUCAUGAAGCUAGACGCAAGUAGAUGUUUUAUCACGUACUAAUCGUGAAUAUUGGACCACAUGCACAAUCUGUGCAGUAAAAAUUUUGGGGUGGGGAGGCAACAUCGAAUGUGGCUUAUUUGUCCGUGGGACGUUUGAAAAGAACGCGUUCCCAGCUAAUUUACUGGCGAGGUUAUAUUAUGUCGCAGAACUCUGUAUGUUGUUUCUGUGCGUUGUUUGAUGUUUUGUGAAUGGUGCACUUAAAUUUGUGUUUAAUGCACUAAAAAUUGCAACUCGGCAUCUAAUUAUCCUAACAAAAACCUGUCUGUUGGAGAGUUAUCUAUGAACAAGAGCUUGUGUCAUUGUUUGCAACAGCUGAUUAAUAGGGACAAGAUUAUAUGGUGAUUGGUGAACUGCGAUAAAACCAAAACAAAAAGGACAAGAAUGUCGGUACACAAUAUAGCACCGCAAUGACAGUUAAUACACCAUUCAAGUUACAAUAAAAAAAAAGGUAAUAUUUUAACGUUUCAGAAACAAGAAGUCAUUAAUAUUGUGUAGAGUUUUUACUGAAAUUAAUUUUUACUGUCCUAAAUAUAUCUACAUUACAUGUAAGGAGAAUAAAGUGUAAAGUAUAAGUGAAUAAGUAUUACGAAAAUAAAAGAAUGUAUGAAAAUAAAAACAACAACACUGAAAUCUUCUGUUUUAAAUACAAAAUUGGACUAAGAAUAAAACCAUAAAAUCUUGUCUCUAGCGAAUGACAGUUCUGUUCGCAAAUCAUAAACCAGCGAAGGCCUUGUGCGCAGGCAAGAAUCUGUGGUUUCUAUGCAAGUGUGAACUGUGGACGCAAGGGCGCCGUGUUUGGGACAAGGCCGUGCUGCGCUGCCGUGCUAUCGAGCCAUCUUGUCCAGGACCAUCAUUCACCAGGCGUUCAGUACGUCGUGUCGGUGCUUUCGUCAGAGGAAUGGGUGUUCCGAGAGUCAGGCGGAUGUAUGCGCACUCACCGUACGCUCGCGCCGUUUACAUGUUGGGUACAGACCUUCCAGUGAUGUCAGUUCCGUUAGCUCGCGUUGGGAGGCUAGUUUAAUGGCGAGCUGGCGGAAAAAAUUUGAUCACAAUUUUUGUGUUAUUAUUAUGUGAUGUUUGACGACACUGUAGCAAUUAUUGAACAGCUGUCCAAAAAUGUACUUUUUAUUUUUGGUUCAUACUUGUUGGAACCAUUGUUGAAACUUAAUGUAUAUUAUCUACAAUAAAGGUAAUUACAAUCUUUAAUGUGAAAAGUGUGUGCAAAGAUAAUAGGGUUAAUAAAUUUCAGAAAUCUUAAAAAAAAAAAAAUAAUAUAAAAAAUAGAUUAUGUACAGAUAACUAAAAUGUUUUGAAGACAAACACAAUUUCUGCUGCAUUUCUAGAUGUGAAAACAUUUUGUGUGCUAGUUAGUGCAUGUUUAGCAUAAUUUGGGACUUUUGAGAUGAUAGUUGUUUCCAGUUCUUUGUUAACUUCUAACUUAUUUAUUUUAUUUAUUGUGAUACUAUUUCUCAGGCAAAAUGUGCAGUAAUGUCUAUUAUAUUAAAACUUGUUCAUUUUUUAGUGUCUUUCUGAAAAUUUUUACGAAUUUUCAUAACUUCUUUGUUUUGCAUAUUUUUGUUGAAACUUAGCUCUUUAUCUUGUAAGUGUUUGCAUUUCUUCCGAGACUCAAAGAGAGAUAGAAAAAUUAGAAUGGGCUGUACAUGUAGUAUAUGUGUAAACGUAGGAAUAAAUUUACUUAAAUAGAUAUAUAAAUUGUAUAGAACUAUAUGAACUUCCAUUCUUGAAAAUAAAAAUUGCUCAAUAAAAAUAA
This is a messenger RNA of Bacillus rossius redtenbacheri, 8521 nucleotides long. RefSeq names its product phosphatidylinositol transfer protein alpha isoform (gene vib). Gene Ontology annotation, cellular component: cytoplasm. Bases 319 to 1134 code for a protein of 271 amino acids. The transcript is spliced from 2 exons. Gene Ontology annotation, biological process: phospholipid transport. Gene Ontology annotation, molecular function: phosphatidylinositol binding; phosphatidylcholine binding; phosphatidylcholine intramembrane carrier activity. The record is from RefSeq and is a predicted model, not a curated record. Lineage: Eukaryota; Metazoa; Arthropoda; Insecta; Phasmatodea; Bacillidae.